Abrus precatorius (Indian licorice) is the source of this 1997-nucleotide messenger RNA. RefSeq names its product abscisic acid 8'-hydroxylase 2. The transcript has 8 exons. Gene Ontology annotation, biological process: sterol metabolic process. Gene Ontology annotation, molecular function: oxidoreductase activity, acting on paired donors, with incorporation or reduction of molecular oxygen; heme binding; monooxygenase activity. Lineage: Eukaryota; Viridiplantae; Streptophyta; Magnoliopsida; Fabales; Fabaceae. Bases 260 to 1615 code for a protein of 451 amino acids. The record is from RefSeq and is a predicted model, not a curated record.
GGAGUGUUUGUGGCAUUAGAAAAGAGGCAGAGAAGAUCAAGGUGUUCCCAUGAUGCUGGUGACGCUUGUCCCAACCCCAACCUGCCACUCUAUAAAGCCUUUUUCCACCCAAAGCACAACACACACCGACACCCUUUUAUUUAUUUUUGAGUUUCACUAAUACAUAUCACUAUCUGCUACCUCCAAUCUCAUUCCCUAUAUUGCUACCACAACCUCUUUUUAUUAUUGUGUCCAAAUUAAUUAUACCUCUUCCUACACCAUGCAACUUUUCACAUCACCCUCCUUUUCUUUCUUCUCUUCUCACUUCAUUCUUGUUAUCAUAUCACUCUUUUUUCUCCUUCCUUUCCUCCAAUGGUGGCACCACCACAAACACAAACGCUUACCCCCUGGUUCCAUGGGUUGGCCCUACCUAGGAGAGACCCUCAGACUUUACACUGAAAACCCAAAUUCCUUCUUCUCCAACAGGCAAAAACGGUAUGGAGAUAUAUUCAAGACACACAUACUGGGUUGUCCUUGUGUGAUGAUAUCAAGCCCGGAGGCAGCUAGAAUUGUGCUUGUGACUCAAGCUCAUCUUUUCAAGCCAACAUACCCUCCAAGCAAAGAGAAGAUGAUAGGGCCAGAGGCGGUGUUCUUUCAGCAAGGUGCCUAUCACACCAUGCUCAAAAAGUUAGUUCAAGCCUCAUUUUUACCAUCCACAAUUAAGAACUCAGUCUCUGAGGUCGACCAAAUUGUCAUCAAAAUGGUGCCAAAUUGGGCCAACACAACCAUCAACACCUUGCAAGAGAUGAAAAAGUAUGCAUUUGAAGUAGCUGCAAUUUCGGCCUUUGGUGAAAUAAAGGAGCUAGAAAUGGAGGAAAUCAGAGAGCUUUAUCGUUGUUUGGAGAAGGGCUAUAACUCCUAUCCAUUACAUCUUCCUGGGACUUCCUACUGGAAAGCAAUGAAGGCAAGGAAGCUUCUAAGUGAGAGUAUAAGGAGGAUCAUAGAGAGAAGAAGAGAAGGGGAGAACUAUGGUGGGGGACUAUUGGGAGUUCUGUUGCAAGCGAGAGGUCACAAGAUAUACCAACUCACUGAUUCUCAAGUCGCUGAUAAUCUAAUUGGUGUUAUCUUUGCUGCACAUGAUACCACAGCCAGUGCUCUAACAUGGGUCCUAAAGUACUUGCACGACAACGUUAACCUAUUGGAAGCUGUCACGAAAGAGCAAGAAGGAAUAAAAAACAAGCUAUCUAUGGAAAAUCGUGGACUUUCAUGGGAUGAUACCAGGCAGAUGCCGUUCACUACCCGGGUAAUCCAAGAAACAUUGAGAAGUGCAAGCAUACUGUCUUUCACAUUCAGAGAAGCAGUAACAGAUGUUGAGCUGGAAGGUUACUCGAUUCCUAAAGGUUGGAAGGUCCUUCCACUCUUCAGAAGCAUUCAUCAUUCUGCUGAUUUCUUCCCUCAACCAGAGAAGUUCGACCCCUCAAGAUUCGAGGUGCCACCGAGACCAAACACAUACAUGCCAUUUGGAAAUGGAGUCCACUCUUGUCCAGGCAGUGAGCUGGCUAAGCUUGAGCUUCUUGUCCUCCUCCAUCACCUCACCGUUUCUUACAGGUAUAUAACACCUUUGGAUUUUAGAUGAGUCCAUUACGACCAAACAAUUAGUAUAUGGAUCUUGAGUGAACUUUUUUGCACAAUUAGUUUGUCUGCUACUCGAGAUCCCUCAAUUGACCAUUAGAAGAUUGAUUGAUCAUUGAAGGUGGUCCUAAUUAGUGUGUUCCACAGGAUGUGGAAGUGGUCCUUUUUAAAGUAUUAGCUAGUUAACUAGGGAGCAUAUAUCUCAUCAACAACCAUGUAUUUCAUACGUAUACGUGGCACACAUGCAUGGUAUUGUUGCCAAACGUAUUCAUAAGACUACUGCACAUGUAUUUCACUAAUUUGUCAUCUUCCUAGCUGCCUAGAGACCAUAAAACAAAGUUCUUGCUAAAUUUAUGGUGUAUAGGAAGUAUUUUAUUUACACUUUG